AUGGAGGCAGAAUACGUGAUAAAACCAGAAAAGAAGACACCACAAAUAGAUACAUCAAAGUGGCCUUUACUUUUAAAAAAUUACGAUAAACUAAAUGUCAGAACGGGACAUUAUACACCCAUACCGAUGGGCUGUUCACCUCUUAAGCGUGAUCUGACAGAAUACAUUAGGCAUGGAUUUUAA
This is a messenger RNA of Ambispora leptoticha, 183 nucleotides long. The record is from the annotation of a GenBank genome assembly. NCBI's taxonomy places the organism in Eukaryota, Fungi, Glomeromycota, Glomeromycetes, Archaeosporales, Ambisporaceae.